AUGUCUUCAUUCUUCUCUUCUAGAUCUAAAUCGCAGGUUCGAAUUAGUUCACAGUCCAACAAAAGCUCCAAUGACGGAUCUGGUGAUUUUGACAAUAGAAGCCGGCUGUCAUUCUCAAAGAUGCGGAAGAAAAGGCCACCUCCUAUCAAUAUCGCCGUGGCCGGUAAUGUUAUAAUCACGAAUGCCACACCCCAAGUGAUAUAUUCAGAUAUUCCGUGGUCGGCUUCAAACCCGCCAACUCCUCGCGCAAACACCUGCUCAAAUCCAGGAUGUAUUAUGGUUCGAGAGACGAUGCCCAUGGGCCCACCCCUAGACUCUCAAUUGAGGCUGGCCGGUCCAUGCACUGCCUGUUCCUGUCAACAGUACAUUCAAUCAACACCAUCAAACCCGUCUUAUGUCUCCCCCCGUCAUGCAUGCUUCUCAGCAGCAGAGCUUCCUGGGUCAAUGGCGUCUCCCAAGAGCAGCGUUGAGCUGGAUGUACCCGCAACGCCAACGAGGCUCACAUUUGAACAUUUGGAUGAGCAUAUCUUAGAUUCGCCUCCAAACUUGACUUUAAGCCCAAAGGCGGAGACAACACGAUCGAAUAAACAAGACCAUUACCAGUUUGGUCGGUUGCUCGAAACAGAGCCUAUUCGCAGGGGGAAACGUCUGGGACAGAUGGAUUAUGAUGAACUCAUGGAAAUCCUCCCAGAUCUUACCCCGGAUCAAGUCACAAGAUACUGGAGCCCAGCCAUCCGCAAACAACUUGAGGGAGCAAAGAACAAUCAGAGCAGCCCUUCUGCAGCCACUCGAUCGAGUACAUGGAGUGGACAGACCGAGGUAUCAGAUAGCAAAGAAGACCCCGAGCAGGUCAGGGCCGAGUGCGAGAUCCGGUUAAACACUAAGGAGAACGAAAUCACAGGUCUUAUACGGCUUCAUGACUCACGGAUCAAUGCGCUCUGCAAGUUCAUAAGCAAACAUCUCAAGGACCAACUUGAGAGCUCCAACGAUAAAAACCACCAGGCAGUACGGGAGAUCGUUUCGGCACAACAACGUCGAGGAAGAGACCCCUUCGACGCCGACCUCCAGCACAUGUACCAGUCCCGACAGAUUCAGGAACUGCAGGACCAUAUAUCCAAACUUGAGCCAGUCGCUAUACGCAACGAGAAGCGAGCUAGGGCAUACAAGGACAAGGCCAAGACGCUGCAAGAGGAUAUCAUAGCUUCAAAGGAGACCCAAGAACUUCUCAAACAAGAGCUCGUUGAGAAGGACGCCUAUAUCGACAUCCUUAAUAACAAGGUGACCCAGCUUCUGACCAUGCGUCCUGAUCCGUUCCCCCCGUCUGAUGCACGAGGAUCCCGGAAGCAUCUACCUUCGCCGGCUCCAUGUGACUGGAAACGGGUAGAGGAGCUCAAGCACCAGGUCGCUAGCUGA
Nannizzia gypsea CBS 118893 is the source of this 1413-nucleotide messenger RNA. RefSeq lists its product as hypothetical. The transcript has 2 exons. The record is from RefSeq and is a predicted model, not a curated record. Lineage: Eukaryota; Fungi; Ascomycota; Eurotiomycetes; Onygenales; Arthrodermataceae. The coding region runs from base 1 to 1413 and encodes 470 amino acids.